CUAUCCGUUUUUCGCCGGUUUCUGCUUGAGUUACUUUUCCUGCUUCCGCGGUUUUCCGGGUGGCUUCCGGUCAGAAUGUUCACAUGGCAUUUCUGACUCUGAUGGUAGCAGCAAAAAUAUGUUUUUGCAGAUACGAUGGGUUUCGCAAACUGGCAUCCGUUGGCGGUUAUCCUGUCGCUUAAUAUCAUUUAGCUUUAAAUCAUUCAGUCUAGAAUUUUUGUUCGCGUUAUCUCGGGAUUAUGAAGCUAUAAUUAAUUUUACUGUACUUAUUUUUCAAUCUGUUCGUUUUCCAGUUGAAAAAUCUGAGUUACAAGAGACAUGUCCGUCAUCUUUAUUAGCGAAUGCUGCUCGCUAUCAGUAUGUGAUCAGAAAUCAUUCACAAACAAUCAGUUACACCACUGCAGCUUCGCACUCCAGUCGACUGGAACAAUUGGAGAGGGUUCUGACGGGAGCGUUGCGGAACCUGCUUUCCAGAAAAUUCACUUGCGAAAUUCUUUAUUCGAGAUUAAAGUGCCAUUUCUUAUGGACUCGGAAUUUAGUAAAUACCAGCGAGAGUGUGUUGCUGUAAAUGACUGCAAGCCGUCGAGCAACAAUCCGGAGAAAAGGAAGCGCAAACGAGAAACGAACGAUAAUUACUUCAAUCUGGACAAGCAAAACCGAUUCCUGUCUUUGAUUCAACAAACUCAGUUCCAUUGGAAUAGCCUUUCGAAGGAUGUUCCUGUCUGUGAUAACAAUGUUGCUGCAAGGAAAAUCGCGAAGGAUUUUGCGGAUAUUAACGUUAAUCUCCCCUAUAGAGAAAUGUUUGAAAAUUCCAUGGAUGUUGCCGUUCUUCGCGAACACUAUGGCGAUCAGUAUAUCAUCCCCGCAAAAUCCCGCUACUGCUGUUCUUUGCUUUCCGACAUCGAUUGCCUUUUAACUGGCACAAAGUAUGAUCUUGUUGUUAUUGAUCCACCAUGGAAUAACAAAUCUGCGAAGCGCCUGCGCACCUAUGAUUAUGUGGAUGAAAGAGAGUUCGCGAAGAUUCCCGUCGCACGCUUAGCGAAACCCGGCUGUUUAAUUUGUUUAUGGGUUACGAAUAACGAACGCUUGAAGUCGUUUGCGGAAUAUGAGCUCUUUCCCUCGUGGGGCGUGAAGAAAAUCGCAGAAUGGAUGUGGAUGAAAGUUACGAUGUCGGGAGAGCCGGUGUUCGCUCUGAACUCUCCCCACAAGAAACCGUAUGAAGUGUUGUUGAUUGGACGAAUCAUCAGCGAAAACUCUGGAAUUGAACAACAGCACUCAACAAUUCCCGUAGAAAAAAUUGUUGUGAGUGUUCCCAGUGCCGUGCAUUCUCAUAAGCCGUGCCUCAAUGAUCUCAUGCGCCCAUUUCUUCCACCGGAAGCGAAUUGUUUGGAAUUGUUUGCUAGGAGCUUGUGCGCUAAUUGGACUAGCUGGGGGCUGGAAGUGUUGAAGUUUCAGCAUUCAUCGCUGUACGAAUUCGGCUGUGAUCAACAGUAACUUAAUGCCAGACUAGCAGAUUACGACUUGAUCACUUGGCAUUGUUGGAGUUUGUUGUUUUGUAAAUUAUUACUCACAAUUAAUAGAUCUAGCAUUUAUACACUGUGAUACCAGUUUUGUAACAGGAUUUACUCACUUUCUUUUCAUCGCCUCGCAUAUCGGUCGAGGUACAUUCGGUAUGACCCUCUGAAUGUGUAUAAAAUAACUUCGGUGGA
Messenger RNA from Paramacrobiotus metropolitanus, 1709 nucleotides. RefSeq names its product N(6)-adenine-specific methyltransferase METTL4-like. The transcript is spliced from 2 exons. Bases 319 to 1494 code for a protein of 391 amino acids. Lineage: Eukaryota; Metazoa; Tardigrada; Eutardigrada; Parachela; Macrobiotidae. Gene Ontology annotation, cellular component: nucleus; RNA N6-methyladenosine methyltransferase complex. The record is from RefSeq and is a predicted model, not a curated record. Gene Ontology annotation, molecular function: methyltransferase activity; nucleic acid binding.